This is a messenger RNA of Chanos chanos (milkfish), 694 nucleotides long. Its product is annotated as apoptosis regulator BAX-like. Gene Ontology annotation, molecular function: channel activity; BH domain binding. The coding region runs from base 7 to 585 and encodes 192 amino acids. The record is from RefSeq and is a predicted model, not a curated record. Lineage: Eukaryota; Metazoa; Chordata; Actinopteri; Gonorynchiformes; Chanidae. Gene Ontology annotation, cellular component: mitochondrial outer membrane. Gene Ontology annotation, biological process: regulation of apoptotic process; extrinsic apoptotic signaling pathway in absence of ligand; mitochondrial fusion. The transcript is spliced from 6 exons.
GUGAACAUGGCAGCGCCGUCGGGCGGAGGCGAAACGGGCAACAGCAAUGACCAGAUGCUAGAUUUAGGAGCAGCAUUACUAAAAGACUUCAUCUAUGAGCGAGUUCGUCGUCAUGGAGACUGUAAUACCUCAGUAUCCAGGAGUCAACUGGGUGGGACAGAGCUGUCCGAUCCCAAUCACAAGAGGCUGGCACAGUGUCUUCAGCAAAUCGGAGACGAGCUGGAUGGAAAUGUGCAGCUUCAGAGGAUGAUAAACGACUCUGCCCUACAGCCCACUCAGGAGGUGUUUAUUAAAGUGGCACGGGAGAUCUUCUCUGAUGGGAAGUUUAACUGGGGCAGAGUGGUGGCCCUAUUUUACUUUGCCUGUCGACUGGUCAUCAAAGCUCUGUUGACCAAGAUACCUGACAUCAUCAGAACCAUUAUAAGCUGGACCAUAGAGUACCUGCGGGAUCAUGUGAUUAACUGGAUCAGGGAACAAGGAGGCUGGGAGGGAAUCCGCUCCUACUUUGGAACUCCAACGUGGCAGACGGUCGGGGUUUUCCUGGCCGGAGUUCUCACCACUGUGCUUGUCAUACGCAAGAUGUGAAGGCGAGGAGAACCAAUAGGAGGACGAGAGAGAACGGAUAGAGCGAGAGAACAGCGACGGAAAGACAGAAAGACGAAGGAGACAAGUGGACAGACGGAGAGAGAGGGAG